GGGAAGGCGGAAUGGAUUGAUUCAGAAUUGUUUCUCACGAAGUGCAAUUCAAGCUGAUAGGUGCUUAUUCUUAGGAGCUUUUAUAAAAUGUUAUCUUUAAUUUUCAGAUUUCCGAUAGGAUCAGGUAGAAAAAAUGUGCUUUGAAUGCACUGCAAACGGUGGUUUGAAGCGCUACUAGUAAUUUUACUACUUCUUAUUCGGAUAAGAACGAAACAGUAGUGCGUACAUCAUGUUUGUUUGUUCACACCAAUUCAAUGGAUCUGGUCGUCAAUGUUUCCUUGGCCUAUUUGAAGCUUUAUAAAGAAGAAUGGAGGGUAGUGCUUGUAUGAAUGUUGCAGCUCAGCAGUUUCUACAAAAUUUGGGUAGCUAUUAGAUUGACUAUUAUCUUACUACGAAAGAGGCCGAAAAAUUGUUAACUGCUGUGUUUGAUGACAUUCUUUUAUGUUAUUCAAAUAAUAACAAAGUUGUAGGGUCAUAUGAGUGUCGAGUUACGGAUAAAGAUCCAUAUAUGAAAGGGCUUUUUGUGAGAGCGUCAAGUAGAACCAUAUUGGGUGAAAUUCAUAGCACUACCUCACUCGAAGCAAAUAUAACGUUCUCUCUUGAAACACUUUCCCAAACAAAAUUAGAAACCAUUGUGAUGAACGGAAAUGUUGUGGAAAGAAAGUCUUCCAUCGAACUUGUUGAGAAUGUGUAUGAAAUCAGUUGUACAGAAUCAAUGAAUGGAGAAAUUAUCUUUUCAACUAGGAAACAGUUAGCCCAGUCAAAUAUAUUAGGGCUAAUUGCUGAGGGUUCGGAUUUGGUUUUUCAGCGAAUUUUGGUUAAAUCUGCUUUCUCUGUUCCCUUCGAGGUUAUUGGUUUAGAUACAGAUUAUAAUCUAGCCACGGUGUCCUAUAUUAAUCUUGGAGAAAGAAACGUAUUCGUCGGAGAUAGUGAAAUAUCAGUGAGAGGAAUUCAAAGGACUGUGCAUUCUCAAAAAGCUCUCCCAUCGUCCUGGCAGACUUACUUUAUGGAGGACGGUCAUAUGAUACUCAGAAUACAAAUUGGCUCUCCGAUCACUAUAAAAGCGAACACCAUACCUGAACUGUUCAAAAAAGAAAAGUAUUUGCCCAAACCAGUCGUCGCAAAGGUCUCCUUAAAUUGGGAAGAUGAUCUGGAACUCUAUUCACGUUUUUUAGAUCGAAAGGAUGAAAUCAAAGCUCAAUAUCUUUUAUAUCUGCGUGAUCAUCCAGAGAUACAUGAUAUGAUUUCUGACUUUAUUAAAUCAUUAUUACUUCAUAAACCAGAUGAGGUAGUAAAAUAUGCUUCAGAAUACUUUAAGAGUUUUUCAGCUCGCGCGUUACCAAGUAGAAUAUUUUCUGUUAAGACCAUAUAAGUGUAAUUACUUUCUAUGAGGACAUAUGUAAUUUAUUUUAUUUUUAUUCUUCAGAUACGUUUUUAGACCGUUUAUUUUUUCAUUAUUUACUUGAAUAUCAGGUUUUCCAUUUUUGUUUUCACCCAAUGUACUUUGAUAACUGCAUAAUUAAUUUCCGAAAAUAGAUAUUAGUUCGGUUUGUUCUUCGAA
This is a messenger RNA of Schistosoma rodhaini, 1561 nucleotides long. The record is from the annotation of a GenBank genome assembly. Lineage: Eukaryota; Metazoa; Platyhelminthes; Trematoda; Strigeidida; Schistosomatidae.